This is a messenger RNA of Thermochaetoides thermophila DSM 1495, 762 nucleotides long. RefSeq lists its product as uncharacterized. NCBI's taxonomy places the organism in Eukaryota, Fungi, Ascomycota, Sordariomycetes, Sordariales, Chaetomiaceae. The record is from RefSeq and is a predicted model, not a curated record. Gene Ontology annotation, cellular component: GINS complex; nucleus. Bases 1 to 762 code for a protein of 253 amino acids. The transcript is spliced from 2 exons. Gene Ontology annotation, biological process: DNA replication; double-strand break repair via break-induced replication.
AUGGCGCUUCCACUCCCGCCAGGCCUGACCCCGGCCGAGGUCUCCUUCCUCGCCGAGAUGGAGCUGGUCACUGUCAUCCCACGCCAACGACUCGACAGCAUUGAGCUGCUGAGCGGCAAAACCCCUCCCCUGCGUCCCCCUCAUCGCGCCGACCUUCCCCUCUGGCUGGCUCUUCUCCUCAAAAAGCAGCGCCGAGCCAACAUCCUGCCGCCCCCGUGGCUGCACCCAGACUCCUUGCGCGAAAUCAUCCACCAGGAAACCACUGUUGACCCCCAGGCCUUCUCCGAGCCCCCUCCAGCCCGCCAUCCCCGCGCCGAUCCCGCUCGUCCCGGCCGCACACUGCCUAUCCACCAGGACGAUGACGGCUUCAUACUGUCUCCGCCUUUCCGUCCCGGUUCGUGCACCGCCGACGCUCCGGUCGGGUUUCUGCCCUAUCACUGGCUCGAGGUUGCCGAGAUGCUGCUGGCCCAUGCCGCCGAUGACAUCGGCGCUCCGGCCGGUGAAGUACGAGGUUUGCUGCGUGACCUAGUAGAGGUUCGCGCUGCGAAGUUGAGGAAUAGCACAUCCGUGCUAGAGGGCUUCGGCGGUGGCUUGAUGAGUCUCAGGGGUGUUGGCGCUAUGGAGUUAGCCGAAAGCCGGGGGUUCGUGCUGAGCGUCGUGGAUGGCGUGAGGAAGAUUGGUGCGAGCACCGAAGCGGCGAGGAGAGAGGCUGAGGAAGAGGAAGAGGGCGCUGACGCGAGUGAUGAGGACAUGGGACUGUGA